This is a messenger RNA of Sesamum indicum (sesame), 1514 nucleotides long. Its product is annotated as transcription factor bHLH18. The record is from RefSeq and is a predicted model, not a curated record. Gene Ontology annotation, molecular function: protein dimerization activity. Lineage: Eukaryota; Viridiplantae; Streptophyta; Magnoliopsida; Lamiales; Pedaliaceae.
CACCACUACUACUGUGAGAGCUCAAACAGCGCUAGCUUCUUCCGGAGAGGAAGUAAGAGGGGAUUAUCAUCAGUAUCAAUGGAUUCCUCAGAAGUUGCAUGGCUGUCCGAAAUGGGGCUGGAUAAUUCAUUUUUCAUGGAUCAACACGAUUUCAUGGACUGUUUUGACGAAGAACUGGCUGCAGUACUCGGGCAAGACUUUGAGACCUGUUUGUCCGCUGGAAACAACUCAUCCUAUUCCUCAACUUUGAUCAACAUUCCAAGCAGCAAUUCCAUCAAUUCCUUGAACACGGAAUCCCCAAAGAUGGGCUGUGAACCACCACACAAACUCCAAAAGCCAAACAACUACUCCAAUUUCUCAACGAUUAACAAUCAAAACCUGCCAACAAAUCCUGAUAGAGCUUCUUCCACUCCUAUAAUUCUCAACUUCGGAAAUGCAGCUGAAAACCCUCAACAGGUGAACCCGAGGCCGUUGAACCCCGAUGAAGAGGCUGCUGUCUCUGAAGUUUUGAGGUCUCAGGGAUCCCUCCCGGAUCCUGAAGAGCAAUCAAAACGUCCCCAGCCGACGACGAAAAAACCCAGCCGUGUUAGGCCGCCGUCGCAGACCUACGAUCACAUCAUCGCUGAGAGGAAACGGAGGGAGCAGCUCAGCCAGAGAUUCGUUGCUCUCUCAACUAUUGUUCCUGGCCUGAAGAAGAUGGAUAAAACUUCUGUGUUAGGAGAUGCGAUCAAGUACUUGAAACACCUGCAAGAAAGAGUGAAGGUAUUGGAGGAACAAGCGACGAAGCAGACCAUGGAAUCUGUGGUGCUCGUCAAGAAGUCACAAAUAAUGGUGGAGGACGAGGGCUCCUCCGACGAGAAAAGCGGAAGUUCCGAUGAGCAGCCGCUGCCGGAAAUCGAAGCCAGAGUCUGCAACAACCACAUCCUUCUCAGAGUCCAUUGCGAGAAGCACAAGGGAGUUCUGGUGAAUUUACUCAGCAAAGUGGAGAAACUCAACCUCACUGUUGUCAACACCAAUGUCACCCCGUUCGGAAGUUUGGCACUCGAUAUUACUAUUGUUGCAGAGAUGGAUAAAGAAUUCAACCUGACAGUAAAAGAUGUAGUAAAAAGACUGCGUGCGGCUCUUCUGCGAAUUGAGUGACCAGAAAUUAUCAAUCUCGACGUACUCGUCUUUCCAAUAAGUGGUGAACAUGACAUGACGAUUAUCGAAUCUCAAAGUCCUAACAAAUACUGGUAAUAAAAACGAGGUGCAAGGUUAAGAAUCAAAGUCCGAGGAGGAGGAGUUUUACUAUGUCCAGACAGCGUACGUAUAUAACAACUAAAAGCAAAUCAAAUCUGCAGUAAUUGUGGUUAAAGUAUACGAGUAUGAGAGGAGCUAGGAUGGUUUCCAAGUGGUUCUACAUCCCUCCAAGAAUUCACAUUGGACCCUUAUUGUUCUGUUUUGUGGAUGUAGAAAUGUAAUUUUAUAAAUUUACAGUUGAUGUAAAUUUCUAAUAUAAUAAUUGAAUUAAUAUU